Messenger RNA from Hevea brasiliensis (rubber tree), 3565 nucleotides. RefSeq lists its product as uncharacterized. Gene Ontology annotation, molecular function: protein binding. The record is from RefSeq and is a predicted model, not a curated record. The coding region runs from base 477 to 2741 and encodes 754 amino acids. The transcript is spliced from 8 exons. NCBI's taxonomy places the organism in Eukaryota, Viridiplantae, Streptophyta, Magnoliopsida, Malpighiales, Euphorbiaceae.
AAGAAUAAAUAGAAAAAGGAGUAAAGGGAAAGGCGUGAUCCGUAGCUCCCAAUCACGCAGGCUUUAUACUUUGGGUAGAUCAUAGAUUUACGAUCCCGUGAUCGGCAUAUGGCAUUGCAAGAACUGAGCAACAGUUACCAGCACGCAUCACAAUAAAUUGAAGGCUACUCGCUGACUUCACAGAGACACAGCCAUACAAGCUCUCCAAUUCUCGUAUUUUGGGCUACAGUUUUCACCGCUCUCGAGAUUUUUCUUUUCCUUUUAUUUUUCUAUGUAAGUUCAUUUCUCUAUCAUGAGCUUAUUGGUACUCUCUAGAGACCCAGAGAGCUGCGAAAUCACCGUGGACGAUGAAGAACCGGUGGUUUACUCGUGGUUUUGACGGACUUCUCAUCAAGAACCCCAGGACACUGCCUAGGGUUUCUUUGUUUGAGACGACUGGGAGCCAAUGAUUUGAUCGGUUGACUUGUUGAGUCACCAUGGAAAGUUUGAGUGAAGAAGACGAUCAGUUUUUUGAAGCCUUUGAGGACAUCGGAUCAUCAUCCGAUUCGAGCUCUGACUGCCUGGAGAAUUUAGAUUCUGAUUGUGGGGUAGUUGAUUCUUUGCCUGUUAGUACUAAUUAUGAGGUUUGGAUUAAGAACCUGGGCAGCAUUCAUGAACGACGCAAUAAAUUUCUCAAAUGGAUGGGUUUGAACGUGGAUGAGACCAGGGUUGAUCCUGGCAAUACAUCUUCACAGGAAGCAGAAGUUGAGACUGAUAGAAUGACAGAACAUAGUGGUACGGUUCUAAGAUCAUCAAAUUUUGAUGAUAGGUUUUCGUCAAACCAUUCUUCCAUGUCAUGUUGUUCCAGUGAUACCGACUUGAUAGAUGUAGUGUUGGAGGAGAAUUUCAUUUGUAGAAUUAGGAAUUUGGAUGAUGGAACAGAGUUCAUUGUGGAUGAACAUGGGCAUGAUGGUUUGUCAGGGAGGAUACGUCAAGUGGGCUCGAACCGAUUACUUACUGUUGCAGAGUUUGAGAGGAGUCUAGGAUUAUCCCCUCUGGUUCAGCAAGUGAUGCGGAGAGAAGCUGAAGUAGCAUCCAAUUUUAGGGCGGGAAGAAAGCAGGUAAAGAUGGGAUGGUUAAAGAGAUUAGGUGCUGUUGCUUGUGUUGUUGAUAGGCAAGUGGAAGCGGGAGGUAUUGAAGACAACGAACCCUAUCCUGUUGCAAGGUCUAGGGCUCGAGCUCAAAUGGUUAGAGUUCGGUCAUAUAAGAAGCAGUUCAAGGAAUUUUCUGCUCUUUAUAUGAGACAAGAUAUUCCUGCCCAUGAAGGUUCUAUUUUGACAAUGAAGUUCAGUCCUGAUGGCCAGUACCUUGCAAGUGCUGGUGAAGAUGGAAUAGUGCGUGUAUGGCAGGUGAUGGAGUUAGAGAGAUCAGAUGAGUUUGGCAUGCUUGAUAUUGAUCCUUCACAUGUAUAUUUCAAAAUUAAUAAUCUUUCUGAUUUAGUUCCUCUUCAUGCUGAUAAAGAGAAAAAGGGUAAACUCAAGAAUCUGCGAACAACAUCAGACUUGGGUUGUGUCGUCUUUCCUCAGAAAGUAUUUCGAAUAUCAGGGAAACCAAUCCAUGAAUUUUAUGGGCACUGUGGAGAGGUGUUGGACCUUUCAUGGUCAAAGAAUAAGUAUCUCCUGUCAUCUUCUACUGAUAAGACUGUUCGGUUGUGGAAAUUGGGCUGUAAUCAAUGCCUGGAAGUCUUUUCCCACAAUAACUAUGUUACAUGUGUCCAGUUUAAUCCCAUGGAUGAUGAUUCAUUCAUCAGUGGUUCCAUUGAUGGGAAAGUACGCAUCUGGGCAAUUCCUGGUUGUCAAGUUAUUGACUGGACUGAUGUUACAGAAAUUGUUACAGCUGUUUGUUAUCGAUCUAAUGGAAAGGGUAUAGUUGUUGGCUCCAUGACUGGCAAUUGUCGAUUUUAUGAUGCGACUGAUAAUCGUCUGCAGCUGUGUACACAAGUAUGCUUACAGGGUAAGAAGAAGUCAUCAUUCAAGAGGAUAACUGGCUUUCAGAGUUGCCAUUCUGUCCUGCAGUUUUCCCCCAGUGAUCCAACCAGAUUAAUGGUUACUUCUGCUGAUUCACAAGUCCGUAUCCUCAAUGGGGUUGAUGUGAUAUGCAAAUAUCGAGGGAUCCAUAAUGCAGGAAGUCAAAUAUCUGCAUCUUUUACACCAGAUGGGACGCACAUUAUUUCAGCAAGUGAGGAUUCUAAUGUCUAUGUCUGGAACUAUACUAGCCAGGAUGGGUCUGUGCCUCAUGUAAAGAAAAAUUGGGCGUGUGAGCGCUUCUUCUCAAACAAUGCAUCAGUUGCUAUACCCUGGUCUGGGAUCACAUGUGGGAAUAUUUCCUCAAAUAUAUCUGGGACAACGAUGCCAUUCACGAACUUGGGGCAAUGUAAUGAUGAAAAAAUGUUGGUGCAUUGUGAGCUGGGCGAGAGUUCAGAAUUCAAAUUGCCAUUUUCUUCGCCUGAUCAUUUCUCACUGAGCCAAGGAUUUUUCUCUGAGUCUGCACCCAAGGGUUCUGCAACCUGGCCAGAGGAAAACCUUCCUUCAAGCUCACUGGGAAUAUCAUCAAAAAUGUGUAAAUCCCAUUACAAGUUUUUGAAAGCAUCUUGCCAGACCAUGCAUGGUUCUCCUCACGCUUGGGGUUUGGUAAUUGUAACAGCUGGCUGGGAUGGACGGAUCAGAUGGUUCCAGAAUUAUGGAUUGCCAAUUCGCGUUUAGAUAUGUCAAGUUUCAGCAGAUCGCGAGGGAUUAUUUCUUUGAAAACUUUGCCAUUCUUUGGCAACACUCAGGUUUGCAUUAUUUUUUCUGCAGCCUUGUCAAUUGAGUGUGGGAGCCAACGCCAAGCUGAAUCUGCAUCCAUGGCCAUGGCAGGUCCUGUGCUGUAUAGUGUACACGCAUAGGCAGUGGUCAAGAUGUUAAAGAAAUCUUGGUUGUGUCUGGGAGAAGAAGAAUUUUAGGCACGCAAAUUAAAUUGUACUUUUACCCAGCAUCACUAGUGUACAUACCAUUCUUUAAUUUAUUUGCUUGGCAGUGGUGGCUGCUUACCCAAUCUGAAUUGCAGAGUUUUGUGGACGGUCAGGGGGGAGUUGAGGUUUGUGGGUGUAUGUUGGAGUUCCAUUUUUUGGUGUGGGUGAGGAGAAAUUAGCACUCGCCGCUGGAAUUGAAAGUUGACAGACUUGAAGGAUGGUAGGCACAUUCAAAUGAUUUCAUCCGUCUCUUUCUUAUGAUAGUUGCAUUUGGUUUUCUGAUUUUACUAUCAUUAACCCAAUUUAAGCAUCUAGCUUGGAAAGGGUUACGUUGUUGGAAGAUACUAGAAUUUGGCCAUCUCAAGCGAGCCUCCAGCCUUGCCAGGAAGGCAGGGCGUUCCAAAUCUGUCGUAAGCCCUUUUUUGUUUUUUUCUCAAAAAAGAAAUUUCCUUUGGGCUUCGGGUGCUUUGUCACAGUGGUUCAAUUGCAAACAAAAAGGAUAUUUUUGUAUUAGAUCUGGUGUAUCACUGUCAAGUGUAAUGUACUUCUGAAAAAGAAAUUUCUCAUAUUCAUGUA